AUAACCUAUAAAUUAGGUCAUUCAUAAAAAAACAACUCGGUUAAAGUCGAAAAACUAGGUCGUAGAUCUCUAGAUUUGGCGAAAGUAGCUAGUGAAUGUUAUUGGUACCCUAAUUUAAUAUCUAAUACCGUACAGAAUGAUUUUCAGAAAACUUCCUCUAAGGUUGUACACGCAAACCUGCAAAGCUUAUUAUGUCACAAAGGCACCCAAGCCUGAGAUCCCUAAGAACCCAAUGACCGAGGUGUACUCGGCUUCGGCGCAGAAAAGUAAUGGCAUUGUUUACGAUAGGAAGCCGUUUAAGGUUACGCUGCAGGAGGGCAAGACGUACCACUGGUGCCUCUGCGGGCGCUCCAAGUCGCAGCCGCUGUGCGACGGCACCCACAAGGACGUGUAUCUGAAGAUCACACAAAGACCAAUAAGGUUCACAGUUGAGAAGACAAAAGACUACUGGCUGUGCAACUGCAAGCAGACCAAGAACCGGCCGUUCUGCGACGGCACCCACAAGUCCAAAGAAGUACAGGAGGCACACAUUAAAGUUUAGAUGCAGAUAGUUUACUAUAGUCUUGUCAAGCCAUUUUCGUCAGUAAAAAAAAGGAGCAAAUUUAUGUAGGCACAAUGGGUUAUCAUCCCGUAGAAAAUUUUAAUUUUGUGCCUUUACCUACUGAGAAAGUUGUUUGAGAGAGUAUAGUUAGUCAGUAUCAGGCAUUAACAAUGAUUCAUUGGGGUAAAACUGAUAACAACUAAUUUGUACUAUACAAGAACCACUUUAUAUCUUGAUAAUAAUAAUAUAGUCUGUCCAAGCUAACUUUGCACUGACUUAAACAGAACAAAACAAAGUAAUGGAGUGUCAUUAUUAUUAAUGUCAUAUUUUCAUAGUAAUUUGACAUUAAUAAUGAGUAAUGACAUUGCCACACUUUGUCUUUGCAAAUGCUUUGGUCUUACUAUAUUACAAUAUCACUAAGACCACAGUGGGCCAGUGUUUUUCAACCUGUGCAACCCUCUAAACCCUAAAAGGUAGUAAAACCUCUAUAAGUAGUAGUAGUAAUUACUUUAUUUUACAAAUACAGAUUCUCAUCUAAUUUACAGAAAUAGAGUUACAAAGGGGAAACAUAUCCUUAUAAGGGAUCUCUUCCAGCUAACUAAAAAAAAGGUUAGUACAGAAGUAGUGCAUAAUCGUUUUUUCACGGAAAUGUGAAACAUUUAAAGUGUCUUAUUUUCAGUCAGUAUUCGGUACAAAAAGUACUGAAGUUGGCUGAAGUAGCAUGACAAACACAAACGUUUCCGAGAAAAUACGAAGGAAAACAAUUAUGCACUACAUCUAUACCUACUUAACCAUAUCACGCUUGAUUGGCAAGCCAAAGCUUCUUCAGAUUGGCAUUGAGUUCUUAGGCCUCUUCACGUUUUUCUGCCGUAAUAAUACGCGGUAAAUAAACCGCGUCUGGACACGGUUUCCAAUGUUGCAUGGGCUACUAAGUAGGUUUGUACACGACCACGGUUUUAGCACGGCACGGCUACUCCGCCGUGUGCACCGGGGCGGUCAAAUUCGCCGGUGUUGAAUGGCAGUCUCUACAAGCUUGUUGACGGCGCCGGAGGUCUUCACUUUUCAGACCCUCACAACUGAGUAUGUAGUACCUACGUCUUGCCGUUCAUUGUUUUACCGCGUCGACGUGUACAAGCUCGGCACGGUUUGCCACCGCGUCGCUAACACGCCGUGGUCAAAGGUCAAACCGUGUGGAAAAGAGGCCUUACGCAACAGACUGGGACUGUUUGAGCAACGGAACUUGUAAGGGUUUAAUAAAUAAAAAUAAAAAACAAUACAGGUUACAAACAAAAGGUAGGAGUCGGGAAACCUUUUACCAUACAAAGAGAAACCUCCCUUUUAAAAAAGUUUUGUGUUUGCCAAUGUUUUCUUACCAAGAGUGUUGUAAUGUAACAAACAAAAGGUUGAAAAACAAUGCUCACAGAAACAAAUUAAUUUCACUUAUUAUAUUAUAGAGGAUUGAACAAUGAACACUCGCCAUCAGACAUAUGGGAGCGGCCAAGGUGUUCACAAAUAUCUGAACACGCCUCUUUUGUCAAGUCGUUUAUAUUUUUAAGCACCUCGGCCGCUCCGAUAUAUCGGAUGGCGUCGAUGGCGACUAUAAAUGAUAAAAUUAAAAAAAAUGGACAUCAUUUGAGACCAUUCUAGAACUUACUAUGAAUAAAACACCAAAUUUAAACCAAUGUAUCAGAUUACUUGGGGGUUUAUAGACUGAAAUAAAGUAGGAAGGAACAUUGUGUAAUUUUUUUCUCAUACUUUAUUUAUAUACCAUCAACUCUUUUUCAUUUACUUAGCUGUU
Molecule: messenger RNA, 2339 nt
Organism: Cydia splendana
Lineage: Eukaryota; Metazoa; Arthropoda; Insecta; Lepidoptera; Tortricidae
Product: CDGSH iron-sulfur domain-containing protein 3, mitochondrial
Exons: 3
Coding region: 137-541 (134 amino acids)
Cellular component (GO): mitochondrion
Molecular function (GO): 2 iron, 2 sulfur cluster binding
Source: RefSeq, a predicted model, not a curated record